Soboliphyme baturini is the source of this 651-nucleotide messenger RNA. NCBI's taxonomy places the organism in Eukaryota, Metazoa, Nematoda, Enoplea, Dioctophymatida, Soboliphymatidae. The record is from the annotation of a GenBank genome assembly.
AUGGCGGAUAUUAGGCCUAAUCACACGAUUUACAUCAACAACCUAAAUGAAAAGAUCAAAAAAGAAGAGCUGAAGAAGUCGUUAUACGCGAUUUUCUCGCAGUUCGGCGCCAUUGUGGACAUCGUGGCCUUAAAGACGCUCAAAAUGCGCGGCCAGGCUUUCGUCAUCUUCAAAGACAUAAACAGUGCGACAAAUGCGCUGAGGGCAAUGCAGGGCUUCCCGUUUUACGACAAACCGAUGAGAAUUCAGUACGCGAAGACCGAUUCGGAUGCGAUUGCCAAAAUGAAGGGCACCUACGUUGAACGUCCGAAAAAAAUCAUCAAGAAGACGAACGAGAUUCCGGGCGAAUCGCCCGCCGAGAAGGCCCGUCUCCGAGAACUUGAAGGAGGUACAGGCGGUUCGGACGUUGACCAGCCACCGAACAAGAUCUUGUUCUGUACGAAUCUGCCGGAAGAAACCACAGAGCAGAUGUUACAGAUGCUGUUCAACCAAUUUCCCGGGUUCAAGGAAGUUCGUCUCGUUCCGGGUCGUCAUGACAUAGCGUUUGUCGAGUUUGAAACCGAAUAUCAGGCGACCACCUCGAAGGACGCGCUUCAAAAUUUCAAAAUCACUCCGAAUCACGCCAUGAAAAUAGCUUUCGCUAAAAAAUAA